GAAAUUAAAUUUCAGGGAUGGAGUUGAUUUGGGACUGGGAUUCAGUGAGUCGCGAAAAUUUGAAGCUCACUCCAUUUUUUCUGGUUCCUGUCACCAUGACGAUUCAGCUUCUUCCCAUUUUCUGAGUCGCAAUUGGCUCAUAAGCCAACCGGUGUAAUAGUAAUGGUGCCACUCAUAACGGAGCUUCCUGUAAUCAAUGGCUUUCACCCAUUGCUCCGUUCCUCCUUAUGCCGAUACCCUUGUUCCUCAAUUCGCAGCCUCUUCUUUCGCCGCCGGAAGAUGUUUCUCGGGUUGGCUGGAUAUCGGAAUUCCUACCCGUUUCUGAGUACUACAGCGAACAGUUCUUUGUCAAAUGCUGCUGGAAGGGCCAAUAUGGAGAAGGAUUUCUGGGAUGAUUAUGAGUUCGUGGAAGUGAUUGGCAUUGGCAGUAGGAAGGAAGCCGUACUUGAUUUUUGUCUCGAGUCGGCUCUCAGGAUUUCAUCUCUGCGAUUUUGGCAAAUCGUAAAGCAUGAUUCUCUAAAAGUGCAACUACUUCAGAGAUUCAUUGGAAAAGAUUAUAACCCAAGGAUGAUUGACGUUCCACUGUCACUACAAUCGUGUUCGAAGGCUGUUAUACUUGUGGUUAGUGCUGGAUAUGGCUUGGAUUACUCUGCAGCUGUUGAUAUUCUUAGAACCGUAAGAUCUGCAAAUGGAUUUACUGUAACAAUUGUCUUAAAGCCUUUUAGCUUUGAAGGGCAAAGGCGCCAGGAUGAGGUUAAACAUCUGGUAGGAAGGCUAAAGGAACAUACAAGCUUCUUAAUCGAUAUUGACACCGAUAGACUACUUGAAAAGGACUUGGUCACUCUUGAUGAGGCUGUGAGAUCUGCUAAUAGUGCUGUCUUGAUGGCUAUAAAUUCAAUAUCCAUUAUCAAGUCUGAAAUGUUGACUAAGUUCAUAGAUGAGCCUCAGAAUAGUGUGAAAGAGCUUGGUGUUAUAGACGUCAUGGAAAUUUUGGAGAACCUUAAAGAAGGAAAGAUUGGAUUUGGAGCCGGUCACAACUUUCGGACCUCAGUCUUAAAGUCAAUUUAUGACUGCCCUUUCCUCAGUGUGCAUUUAAAGGAUUUGAAAGGUGCGGUUUUAUGCAUCGUGGCAAGCUCAAGUAUUAUUGAUGACAAUGAUAAAAGUACCCUGUUGAAAACUUUUCGUGAAGUUACAGCAUAUACAGGAAAAGUUAUAUUAUCCAUAAUUCAAGAUCUAAAUCUGGAGCCCAACUUUCUCAUGACAACCAUCCUUAUUGUUGGCUCAACAAAGCAGCAAUCUUCCAAAAGUAGUAGCAUUUUAUCAAGAUUGGCCCAGCGUUUCCCUUCGGUUUUCAAGCUUUUAUGGAAACCUCAAGAACCAUUAGAGGAAGCUGAAGAAAGUGAUAUGCCUGAAGAUGCAAAUCCUUCCAAUGUAAGAGAGUCAUCAGACUCUGAUAUGGUCAUAACUCAAAUUGCUUCAGAGGGCUUGGAUAAAAUUUUUUAUCAAGAUCCUGAAAAUCUCCAGACAACAUUCAACUACAGUGAUUUAUUAAGUUCAAGGGGAACAAAUGACAGUGAUUUUGAACAACCUGAGGCUGGAAUAGUAGAAACUGAUGUGAAUUCUUUGCCUUUCAGCAAUGCAGUUAGUAGAGGAGCUUCUUUUCGCAGAGACCCCCUCCACAGAUGGAAUUUGGGUCCAGCACAUCAGAUUGCACAGCAGUGGGCUAGGGAAAGAGCUGCUGAUGCUGAAUUGGCUUCUGCAUUUGACAGUAUAAGCAUAUUUGACCUCCCAGUUGGGGUGAGACCUUCAGAAGAGCUGAAAGAUAAAUCCACUCCAAAUCCAGAGAUGAAAUAUGAGAAGAAAUCUAAAGCUUCAAUUACUACUUCCAGAUUUUCUUCUCAGACUUCGUUAACUGAUACUAGUUUAGAAGUGAUUAAGGAAUUUUACGAUACCUCAUCUGCAUUUUUAAGAGGGAAAUCUCCUGACCUUCCUAAGAAGCAAGGACUUCUGUCUGCUCGUGCUGCAUCAAUGCUGGAAGCCGAGCGAGAUUCACCUAAAAAGUGGAGUCCUGUUAUGGAGUUGCAGUACAGAGGCGGCGUUUACAGGGGACGAUGCCAAGGAGGGCUUCCCGAAGGGAAGGGCCGUCUAGUACUUCAAGAUGGGAGCAUAUAUGAUGGUAUGUGGCGCUAUGGUAUGAGAUCAGGUCAAGGUACAGUCUACUUCAACAAUGGAGAUAUGUUUCAAGGAUCAUGGAGAGAUGAUGUCAUGCAUGGAAAGGGCUGGUUUUAUUUUCACACAGGGGAUCGAUGGUUUGCAAACUUCUGGAAGGGAAAGGCUUAUGGAGAAGGUCGCUUCUACUCAAGGUCAGGCGAUGUUCUAUUUGGUCAUUUCCAAGAUGGUUGGCGUCAUGGCGACUUUCUUUGCAUUAAUGUUGACGGUUCAAGAUACAUAGAAGUUUGGAGUGAAGGUUAUCUUAUGGGACGUGAGAAUUUGGAGUCCGGUGCUGAUACAGCAUAAAUAACAAAUAUUGUCUCUCUUUUGCGGUCACUGGGAAGUGUUUCACAUUGGCAAUCGUCCCAGAAACUGUACAUCCUUUAUCUUUUGAAUUAUUUCACUUUGUAGGUUUUGAAUUCUUUGGCAGUAUCAUAGGAAUGAUGUAUAAUGUGUAUAUAUUCAUUUCCACUUCGCCAAGAUUUAAGGAUAUUAUGUAGCCAUGAACAAAAGAACUCCUGAAGCUGGGUUUUUAUGGAAGAUGAGACUUUUAUUCUUGGA
Messenger RNA from Cucurbita moschata (crookneck pumpkin), 2772 nucleotides. RefSeq names its product protein ACCUMULATION AND REPLICATION OF CHLOROPLASTS 3. NCBI's taxonomy places the organism in Eukaryota, Viridiplantae, Streptophyta, Magnoliopsida, Cucurbitales, Cucurbitaceae. Gene Ontology annotation, molecular function: GTP binding. The record is from RefSeq and is a predicted model, not a curated record. The transcript is spliced from 16 exons. The coding region runs from base 163 to 2517 and encodes 784 amino acids. Gene Ontology annotation, biological process: chloroplast fission. Gene Ontology annotation, cellular component: cytosol; chloroplast outer membrane; extrinsic component of plastid membrane.